CCCGUACUGUCCUGGCGGAUUUUUGUAAGCCGCCAAGAAUAAAAUUCUCCUUAAUAUACGAAUGUCGGUCUUUCGGGCAGCGCAAAUCGAGAGAGUGAGCUGCACUGCUCCCAAUGUGAGUGAAAUCGCCAUACAAGCCGAUUGUGACGUUGAUGAUAAUGAACCGCAGAAAGAAGAACGUGAUGUGUUAGACUUUAGCAGUCCAUUUCUAUUCAGUGAUGCUGUUCUAAUUGUUCAAGGUAGAAAUCUUCAUUGUCAUCGUGCUAUUCUAUCCAUCUAUUCACCAGUAUUCAAAGCUAUGUUUCAAAAUCGAUGCAUUGAAAAUCAAAAAAAUGAAGUUGUUAUUCCAGUUGAUGAGUUUGAUGACAUAAGGGAAAUGUUGCGUCACAUGUACACACCUGGUGGUUGUGAUAUGACACCCGAAACAGCUGAAAAGUUGCUACCUAUUUUACAUCGAUACCAAAUCGAUUCUAUGGUUAGCUUGGCUGAGAGGACACUUACAUUUCGUCUCAAUGAUGUAACUGCACCAUUGUUUCUUCGAAUAGCUGAUUUAUAUGGUCUAAGUAGAUUACGACAAGCAGCUUUAGAUUCUUGUGCUCGUUUAGAUUAUGGUCGGAUGGUCAAAGCAUUUGAAGAAAUAAAUCUGUCAAUGGAACUUAAAAAUGAAGUACUUGAAAGAAGGAUAAAAGUUUUGGAAAAAUGUCUUGUAGAUAUUCAACAGAGUUUUACUCAUUCGUGUUCACGUAUGGAAAGUCGUGCUGAACGUGUUCCUUCCAAUCAUUGUUCAUUACAUUGCCGUCCGUUUUCAACAAUCACUUUUAAUCCCGUUGUAAACAAUGCAACAGGACCGUCAACAAAUAAUAGUGCAGACCAGCAUUUACAGAAUAAUAAUGCCAAUGAUACUGUGCAUAAUGACGUGGCUGCAAGCAUAAUGCCAUUUUCAAUUGCUAGAAAUAUGGAAAUGCGUACAGGUGGGGAUAAUGGUAAUAAUGAUACCACACAAAGAGAAGCAGAUACAAAUUUAUCCAAUACAACAACUACUACAACCACUGCAGUAAUACCACCAAUUUCUAAUACUCCAUUAAUAACAGCUGUUUGUGAACAAUGUGUAGAACAAUUCAAAACUCAUAUACAGGAAUUGUGUAAAAGAGGAUUGCAUAAAAUACCGAUUAUCACUUGCAGAAAUCCUUGAUUUCAUUUGUGCCUUUAUUGUCUUCACAAAAUCUCUUUUUCUUAGAAACUAUAGAAUCAGAACAUUUUCACUCCAAGAUACGCAGUCCAGUAAAACAAGUUCAGUAACAUAUCAUGACAUACGUAACAUAUCUAUUCAUAGACUAAAGAAGAACAUCUGUUUAUUUCAAAGAUAAUUUCAUUUCAUUUCUGUCAUUUUAAACCAUAUAUAUUAUGUAUAUCAUCUUAAUAAACUUAAAUUCUGUAGUGUGACAACAAAAUAGUAGUUUGGGUGAAGUUUCGUUUACUUUGGUAGUCUAUAUUUCUCUAUGUCCUAAGCGCUACUUUAGAAUACAUCUUCAAACUCAAAAGCAUUGUUGUUUCUUGAGAUGUUAACUGAUAUCGCGUUCUGAAGUCACCAAUCAGAAUUCUGAUUUUAUAAAUUCCUCGUCUACUAUUUCUUCCAUAGUUUAGUUUCCCAGAUUUUGUGGAUUAUACUCCUUAUCGGCACUGUUGACCUUGAGCUAGCUUAACUAAGCCCCUGUUGUUUUUUUCUUUUUGUUACGUCUUGAGUCUAAAACUUUGGUCGUCAGCUCCUGUCAUUACUACAUUUUAAACAUACAUGGGCUUAUGUACGAAAAUACUGGACCGCAUCGCACCACAAAAUGAAAAGUAACAAUUAUGCAUAAGUGACUCAAAGUAAUUUGGGCAAGCUGUGAAUAAUCGAUCGGCAACAAAAUAGGAUUUAUAAACAAUAAAAUAAUGGUUAAUGGUGUAAAGAGAAGCUUAAAAAAACACAAUAUAUAAAUAUCGUAGUCUAAUUGCGUAAUAAAUAUACGACAAGAAUAUACAUAAUAACAAUACAAUCAAAUUACUUUGGUUGACAUUUUAUCGAACGAAUAUCCUCAUUUGGCCAGUCUAGUUGUGGCGCGUAUGACAGAAUAAGACAGAACAAUGAAAUGUCUUUGAAAAUCAGUUCGAAAGUGAAAUUAAACUGUGAUAGUCCUAACGAAAUCCUAUAUUUGAAUAUCUAUGAAUUAUUCUAGGUCCCCAUCAUUGACUGCUAAUCAUGUCAACUACUUUCUGUAGUCAUUCCGAAAGAUUAAUUCCACAACUUUUCAAAUUAGAAACCUCAAUCGUAUCUGUGAGCUUAAUAUUACUUUUCAUGAACUGAUGUUGGUUGAAGAAUUCUUAGCAACUAAGGAGGGAUAGAUUGUUAAUUUUUCCCAUGUGUUCUCCCUAGUCUACAUUCCUAGCCAUACUCAAGAUUAGGAUAUUCAGUUCACAUAGAGAUACUCUCAGUUUAAAUUUUAAGGUUCAUAUUUUCCAAUUUCCUGUCUUUAUUAAGUUGAAGAAUCGAAAUUUUUAAAUGAUCAAUUACCAAGUACUAUUUAAUUGAAAUCAGUUUAUCGAUCUGUCAAUUCUAUUUUGAAAUCUUUCCAUUUGUAAUAGUAAGGUAUGUUUACUGUACUAUAUAAUAUCCAAUGUAUAGUACUUUGUGACUGACCGUUUUUUUCUUCAAUAUUUAGUGUUUAAAUCAACAAAUUGGUGUUUUCUAUUCCUAACUAAUUUGGAUAUGUAUUUUUCUGGCCUAUAAACAACGAAUUAAUUUGUUUUUAGGCAUAAACUUACACUUUUUAUAAACGUCUCUAAUUAGUGCAUGAGAAAAGCAUUCAGACUUUCAAUCCUACGAAAAAUGUAAAAUAAAUGUACAUCAUUUUUUGUUCCAUCAAACAUUGGUAAAUCCUGAACAACCAUUGC
Messenger RNA from Schistosoma haematobium, 2931 nucleotides. RefSeq lists its product as uncharacterized. The record is from RefSeq and is a predicted model, not a curated record. Gene Ontology annotation, molecular function: protein binding. The coding region runs from base 62 to 1192 and encodes 376 amino acids. NCBI's taxonomy places the organism in Eukaryota, Metazoa, Platyhelminthes, Trematoda, Strigeidida, Schistosomatidae. The transcript has 5 exons.